Molecule: messenger RNA, 2005 nt
Organism: Bursaphelenchus xylophilus (pine wood nematode)
Lineage: Eukaryota; Metazoa; Nematoda; Chromadorea; Rhabditida; Aphelenchoididae
Source: the annotation of a GenBank genome assembly
AUGGGUAAGAUCCUGUUGGCGGUUGUAGCGGCCAUUUUCGGCAUAAGUCUCUAUUCUAUUGUGAAUCGAUCUGAGACGAAGAUCAAUUUCCCGAAGAAUGGGUAUUAUGGAGCUGGAAAUCCAAAGCAGGACGACACCAGCAUCAAACCAUUCAAGAUUCAGGUGGCGGACAAGGAAAUUCAAGUAAUAGAUGACUUUUGUUUUGUCCUUUUGUAUGGAAUUACUCCAAGUAGAGUAGAAUGAUAGGUAGAAUCUAGUCAAAGACUACUAGUUAUGACUUCUACGAUUCGAAUUUUCUCUUGAUUCCUUUUUACCUUAUUUUAAAUGGUCUUAAUCAAGUGCACGUCCUUUUUUAUUUAAGGACCUGAAAGAGCGACUGAAGAACGCUCGAAUUGGCCAUGAACAGCUGGAAGAUGUCCCGAACUUUGAAUAUGGCUUUCCUUUGACCACUUUGCAGCAGUGGAGAGAGUACUGGCUCACUAAAUACGACUGGCGGAAGCAUGAGGCGCAGCUGAACGCGUUUCCCCAAUUCACCACUCAGAUCGAAGGCCUGAAGAUUCAUUUCAUCCACGCGAAACCCCCAGCCGGUUACAAAACUGUGGUCCCGUUGCUGUUGGCUCACGGCUGGCCUGGAAAUGUCUACGAGUUCUAUAAGAUCAUUCGCAUGCUGACCGACCCCAAGAAGCACGGACUCGGCGAUCAAGUGGCGUUUGAGGUUGUUGCUCCCUCCAUGCCCGGUUAUGGAUGGUCUGAGGCGAGCCACAAGAAAGGUAAUCCUAUUUUUUUUGAGUUUACUGUUCUUUUCAACAUGCUAUGGUCAAUUUUGUUUUGUUUUAGGGUUGUCCGUGUUUGUCGUUUCCCGGAUCUUCAAGAAACUGAUGACCGACCGUCUGAAGUUCCCCAAAUUCUUGGUUCAGGGUGGUGAUUUGGGCUCUGCAGUGGCAACCACACUUGGAAAGUUUUAUUCCGAAAGUUUGAUCGGCGUUCAUGUCAACAUUGUAAGUUUCGUUCCAAAGAAACGUUCAAAUGAAAGAAGCCUACAAACGCAGCUAAUAACUAAAAUUCCUGUGCGUGUUCAACAAAGACAGGAUUCUUAGAAUAGCACCAUUACAAAAACCCUAUUCCUUCCGGAGUCUCUGUUGAUCAGCUGUCCCUAUUUAGAUGAGUUUCAACAUGUUUUUGGCCAACAUCAAUCCAUCCAAUCUGUUAAAACAGAUCCUUGGAUCUUACUAUCCAUCCCUGCUCUUCGAGGAUCCGCAUUUUUCGGAUUUCUCAUUCAAAAAGGAAGUCUUUUUUACGCUGAAAGAGACGGGAUACAUGCAUAUUCAAGCCACCAAACCGGAUACUGUUGGGGUCAGCUUGAACGACUCUCCCUUGGGCUUGUUGGCGUAUAUCGGAGAGAAGUUCAGCACUUGGACCAACGCCAAGUUUGUUCAAGAAAAGGAUGGAGGAUUGGAGAAGUAAGUUGCCAUAUUUGAAGGAUUAUAAACCCUUGCGAAUUUCCCAAUUUUUUACAAGCUUUUAUGUGCAUUCUCUACAAGAUUGCAUUAGCCGUUUUCAUGAGACCAGUCUGCAACCAUGACUUUCUCUUGCUAGGUGUUAUUACUCUAAACUUUUGUUUAGAUACUUCACCAAGGACGAGGUGCUGACAAUCAUCUCGAUCUACUGGUUCAACCAAAACAUCCUCGCCUCUCAACGACUCUACAAGGAAACAUUCGCGGAUCCGAACUAUUCGGAGAUAAAACAGUACGCUAUUCGUGUUUUAAUGACUUCACCUCCACAAAAAUUCAUGAUAUUCGUAUAUUUUUUCAGCGUGUACUGUUCCGCGCCAACUGGAGUAGCACAGUUGCCUCAUGAACUUAGCCGAGCUCCGAAGGAACUGCUUCGCAGCAGCCUGAAUCUGACCCAUUACACGUAUCUUGAGGACGGCGGACACUUCGCCGCUUUCCAAGUGCCAAAGAUUCUGGCUAGAGACGUUUUUAAAUUUGUGCGUUCCAGGCUGUAG